Puntigrus tetrazona (Sumatra barb) is the source of this 814-nucleotide messenger RNA. It is a transcript of the gene psmb6, whose product is annotated as proteasome 20S subunit beta 6. Gene Ontology annotation, molecular function: threonine-type endopeptidase activity. The transcript is spliced from 6 exons. Lineage: Eukaryota; Metazoa; Chordata; Actinopteri; Cypriniformes; Cyprinidae. The record is from RefSeq and is a predicted model, not a curated record. Bases 57 to 755 code for a protein of 232 amino acids. Gene Ontology annotation, cellular component: proteasome core complex.
ACAGGCGCGUGCGCGGACUCCUGCCGGGGGUCCUUUAAUUACUGUCUUCGUUCAAGAUGGCUACAGCGCUGCAUUUCCCUGCUAACUUUUCUACUUUAAACAAUUAUAAUGAUUUAUAUCCUGACUGGACGCAGAGGGAGGUCAGCACCGGGACCACCAUCAUGGCGGUGGAGUUCGACGGAGGAGUGGUGAUGGGGGCGGACUCGCGCACCACGACCGGCGCUUACAUCGCUAACCGCGUGACGGAUAAACUCACUCCCAUCCACGAGCGGAUCUUCUGCUGUCGCUCAGGAUCGGCGGCCGACACGCAGGCCAUCGCCGACGCCGUCACCUACCAGCUGGGCUUCCACAGCAUCGAGCUGGACGAGGCUCCUCUGGUGCAGACGGCCGCCAGUCUGUUCAGGGACAUGUGCUACAGGUACAGAGAGGAGCUGAUGGCCGGGAUCAUCGUGGCCGGCUGGGACCGACGCCGAGGAGGACAGGUGUACACGGUGCCGGUCGGAGGCAUGAUGACCAGACAGCCGGUGUCCGUGGGAGGAUCCGGCAGCAGCUACAUCUACGGAUACGUGGACUCCAACUACAGAGCCGGGAUGAGCAAAGAAGAGUGUCUCAAAUUCACCGCAGAAGCGCUGACUCUGGCCAUGGAGAGGGACGGCUCCAGCGGUGGAGUGGUCAGGCUGGCGGUCAUCUCGGAGCAAGGCGUGGAGCGGCAGGCCAUCCUCGGGAACCAGCUGCCCAAGUUCUCCACCGUCUGAAUCUGAUCUGUGUCUGAGGCUUUCUCUUUAGAUGUUCCAAUAAACGAGAGUUCAGUCAA